Molecule: messenger RNA, 770 nt
Organism: Notechis scutatus (mainland tiger snake)
Lineage: Eukaryota; Metazoa; Chordata; Lepidosauria; Squamata; Elapidae
Source: RefSeq, a predicted model, not a curated record
CGUAGCGGGGAGUCCCGGCAGGCUUUGCGGCGUGAAAACGGGCUUUCCGGCCGCGCCAUGUCGGUGGUCUUCGUCCCCGAGCGCCUGCGCGGCAAAGCCGAGGUGAACCAGGAGACGCUGCGACGGGUGACAGUUCUGAAAAUUCAAUUGCUGCUUUGUUUUUCUUCCUACAGGCACCAGCACACAUUGCACAGAAAUCUUAUUUAUUUGGCUACUAUUGCUGAUUCAUCUCCUUCCCCAAACGCAGAGAAGACGGUCAUAGAAUGACACCGUUCCCAUCAAGUCUAUUUACAGAGGAUGAAUCAGCAGAGGAAGAGACGGCCAGCUGCACCUGAAGAAUCUGGCCGAAAACGGCAGAACGGAGCUGCCUGUAAAAGAGGCCUUGCCUUUGCAUGAUCAGUAAAUACUGUUUGAUUACCACCCUCCUUAUGCAAAAGAAAAUGCUAUUGAAGACAGUUACAGUAACAUUUCACUCCCGGAGGUCUGGGGGGGGGGUGGGGUGUCAGAGUUUUUACAGGCAGAAGUUUUUUUUUUCCAUAUUUGUCUUAUGCUAAGAAUGAUAAGCUUUGAUUGUAGACUAUAAUUUAUUUUAAACUCUGGAAUUAUCCUAAGUCCCUAUGUAUUUGGCAAUCUAAAAGUGUAAAUGAGCUUUCAAGUGAAACUGUGAUUGAUGCAAACAACAGGGUAAUGUGGCUUUUUGGUUCUUCUUUUUAGAUACAUUAGCAAUCUUGAAAUGUUCCCUGCUAAUAAAACUAAGUAAUUUUUCAUUA